AUGAAUCAAGAUACAAACAAAAAAGAGAUUUCUUUAAGUGAAUUAAGAAGUUAUUUUGCAAAUACUAAUGAAAAUGUUGAUAAUUCUAAUUCAGAUCAUAAUACAAAACAGUUUAGUGAUAUGAAUUUAAUUAAAGAUACAAAUGAAGAACUUAAUAACAACAUUACCUCACAGACUAAAACUCAACCAAUACAACUAACAUUUAGUGACGUUAAUAUUAAAACAAAUAAAGGUAAAUUUUUAGUUAAAGGUGUAUUCGGUACAGUUAAACCGGGUAAAUUUGUUGCAUUAUUAGGUCCAUCAGGGUGUGGUAAAACAACAUUAAUGAAUGCAAUUACAGGAUCACUUGAUAAAACUUUAACUGGAGAUGGUCAAGUUUACUUAAAUAAAGAAUUAAUUAAUUCUAAUCACCAAGAAAAUUUAAUUGCCUUCUGUGAACACAAAAUAUUAGGAUAUGAAAAUUUAACAGUAAUGACACAAGUUGACUAUGCAGCAAGUCGUUACAACAAAAACUCAAAAGAGAUUGCUAAUAAUAUUAUUGAUGCUUUGUAUUUAACAGAAGAGAAGAAUAAGGAAUAUCAAGUGUGUUCAGGGGGACAACAAGUAAGAAUAUCAAUAGCAACAAAUUUAACCACUAAAGCAUCUAUUUACUUGCUUGAUGAACCACUAACUGGUUUAGAUAGUUAUUCGGCACGUAAGGUAAUUGUCAUUAUAAAAGAGCUAACUAAUUUAGGUAAAGCAGUUCUUUUAUCAGUUCAUCAACCUUCAGAUAGUAUAUUUGAUAUGUUUGAUGAAUUUAUUUUGAUGACAAAUGGAAGUAUUGUAUUUCAGGGAACUAAAGAAGAAGCAAUUAAGUAUUUUGCUACAAUAGAAUUUGUUAAAGAACACAAAUUAAUGUCUUACCCAGAUUUCUUUUUAAAGAUUAUUACAAUGGAAAAGAAUUUUAAAGUAAAAAAUACUGAGAUUUCUCAAAAAAAGUAUAAUUUAUUAGUUGAUAGUUGGAAGUCUAAUACUAAAGAAAUUGAAAUUGAGUACACUGAACCUGUUAAUGUAAAAUUUAAAAAAUACUCAGUGAUAAAGAAACUUGCAACCAUGUUAAUGAGUAAUCUUUUUAGCUUUUCUUUCUUAUUUUACAUUAGUCUAAUUCCAAUUUUAAAUAUGUUAAUGGCAAUAUUUGAUUUACUUAUAGAAGACGAUUUUAACCUUGUUUAUGAAAAAAUUGGUAAAUUGUAUUCUAAGAAACAGAAUAUUAAUGAGUUUGUAUUUAUAGAAGAAAUUGUGUAUAGUGAAGUAAUUCUUCAUGUUUCUGGAUUUGAAAAUAAUGAACUUCGUGAGCUUUAUGAAAAUGAACCAUUUAGAUGGUUAUGUAAUGAUAAUCCUAUUUUAAUACUUGGUAUAUUUUUAUAUUACAGGUUUUUAUUUUUUGGUUUGUUUGAAUUUUAUCAAUUUUCUAAAUUUAUUGAAAACUAUAAAGCUGAGUAUAAAAAAGGAUAUUUCGGAGUCACUGGUUUUUUACUUGCUUCUUACUUGGUUUCAAUUAGAGAGUUUAUUGUUUUGAUUUUUUGUGAUAUUUUUAUUUUUAUAUAUUUCACUAAAAAUUGGAAGAUGUUAACAGUUUUAAUAAUUUUCUAUUUGUUAACACUUAAUAUUCUUUAUUUGUGUUGUUUGAAUUUAUUUUUAUUAGUGAAUAUAUUAUAUUAUAGUUUAUUGUCCUUUACAUUUGCAUACAUAACUUCCUAUGUGUUAAUUUAUCGCUAUAAUAUGUUCAGUUCUAUAUUUUUCAAUUCUAUAAUUCAAAUUACAAAAAUUGAUGAAAAUUCCCCAACUUUAUUAAUGUUUCGUAAUUUAAUUUCACCAUUCAGUUGUUUUUUAACAAAUACAUUUGAAGUGAAAACAGUUCUCUUUAAUUUAUUGUAUUUGUUAUUUCUUAAUUGGGUUUUUAUUAUAUUAACUUUAUUUAAUUUAAAAAAGAAUUUACAAAUUGGUCGUGGUAAGUUUACUCCUUUGAUUUUUAAUAAAACCACUUAA
Molecule: messenger RNA, 2028 nt
Organism: Hepatospora eriocheir
Lineage: Eukaryota; Fungi; Microsporidia; Hepatosporidae
Source: the annotation of a GenBank genome assembly